Molecule: messenger RNA, 507 nt
Organism: Gongylonema pulchrum
Lineage: Eukaryota; Metazoa; Nematoda; Chromadorea; Rhabditida; Gongylonematidae
Source: the annotation of a GenBank genome assembly
AUGGCGGACAUCGUUAUUCAGACAGCUCUGGUUUCUGCAGCUCCGAGUCGGCGAACAUCGUCAAUCGAGCGGCGCUCUUUGAGAAGGCUCGACAUAUGGCGAUCCUGUAGCGAGGUCUCAACGAGCAGUUUUUGCUAUCGCUCAUUCCCUCCGGAACACAACCAACCGCCUUCAUUCGUUGACAGCCUCAACAGCAACUCAUUUCAACGACCAAGGCAUCAGCAGCUUACUGUUUCUUACAAGGAGGAAAACGCGGAAGCACCGUUUGUUGCAAAGCUAGAAAUGCGAGAUAUCACAUUUCGUGAAUUUCGGCGUUGUUUUGGCAUUUCUUCUCGAAGUACAAAAAGCGAUAUCCAGUGUACUGCUUUCAGAUUUCUGUUUAAGAGUGACUGUGAAGAUGGGUCAGCGCCUUAUCAGUGGACGAUUAUUGAUGAUGAUUGCGCUGUGCUGCCAGUUUUUGAAGGAAAAAUAACAGCGGAAUGUCGAAGCUAUUCCGAAUCCGAUUAA